CAAAUCCAAAAGGGCGCCCGCCGAUGAUGUGCCGUCGAAGCGGCCCAGCGCAGCAGCCAGCGAGGAUGGCGACAUGGAUGUGGACGAGCAGUUGACAAUCAUCGCCGAAACGCCAAAGAAACGCGCCCGCGUCAUUUCCGAUGACGACAUGGACGACGAUUACGUCGACGGGCAGCAGGCGUUAGCAGGUGCCAAGUCACGGCCGCCGGUGGCCAGAAAGAGCCUCAACACGCAGCAGGCAACCCUGGUAAAAUCGGUCUCCGACACGUCUGACUUGGCAGAGCGGAUGCGGGAGCGGAUCCGCGAGAACGGACUGUCACAAGGAUCGGGCGGUAUGGCAACGGGCACCGUUGAAGGCACAUCGAUCCAGCUGGUUGAGCGCAAGAAGGGAGUAAAGUACACGCCGUUGGAGAUGCAGGUGCUGGAUAUGAAAACGAAACACCCAGACAUUCUGCUGGCAGUCGAGGUUGGGUACAAGUACCGGUUCUUUGGCGAAGACGCACGGAUUGCGUCGCGGGUGCUGGGUAUUAUGUGCACCACCGCCAACAACUUUUACAACGCCAGCAUUCCGACUCCCCGGCUCAUGGUGCAUGUGCGGCGGUUAGUCGAGACGGCAGCGCUCAAGGCCAUUGGCGACAACAAGAGCGCGCCAUUCACGCGUGAACUAGCUGAGGUCUUCACUGCUGGUACCAUGGUCGAGGAGGUCGAGGACUACGCUAGUGGCAAUGGCAGGAUACAUGACAAGUAUCUGUUUUGUGCUGUUGAAUCGCCAGAGAGAUGUGCCAACAAUGGUGCACGGAUCGGAGUCUUGGCAGUGCAGAUUACGACUGGCGAUGUCAUAUACGAUGAAUUCGAGGACGGGUACUUGCGAAGCGAGCUUGACACACGACUAGCACAUCUACAGCCCAGCGAGCUGGUAGUGCCCGAAGGACUCAGCAGCGAAACACUAAAGGUGCUAUCUGCGUACUGUGACCAGCCGAUUGCAUCUAGCGCAGGCAGGGUGGAGCCCACGUUGGAGCAGGCUCAGCGGACCGGUGCUCGUGUAGCAUUUAGCGAUCCUACGCUCCAUGACCCGCCAGCAGCAGUGCAGUUUGUCGCAGACUUUUACGCAGAGAACCACUCCGGCGAAAUGCUUGGCCGUGUGCUCGAUCUCCCAGAAACCAUUGUUAUGUGUGUGGCACAGCUGGUCAAGUACCUGGAGCCAUUUGGUCUGACCCAGGUGUUUCUUAACAGCACCAAGCAAGCAUUCAUGCCGUUCCGCACCCCAACUGCUAUGCAUACAUUGGCUGUAUUCACAUCCGGUGAUACGCGGAAGACCGACUCGGCCAUGGAGCUCAAGUCGCUUCUUUCGCCUGAUUCGAGGCUCGGCAGUGUGCACAGUGCUUAUGUGCAUGGCGGAGAUGGCUCCCUGUUCAGUGUCAUGGACUUUACAUCAUCGCCAUUUGUUGAUCUGAACGAGCGCAUUAUUGCGGUUGAGUUCCUCAAGGGCGCAACGGCUGAUGACCCGGUCAAGGCGACCGUCUUGCGAGUUAAAGGCGCAUUGCACCGUAUGGUUGAUCUGGAGCGCGGACUAUGCCGGAUUCGCUACUGCGCAUUCCUGCGCUCCUUAGACCUCGCUGCCAGUCUGCUGUCUCCCGGCACUGAAAUAACAGGAACCACAGGAAUCCUGUUCCAAUCCGGAGCUCUCCAUGGCCGCGUGCAGGAAUUCCACACUAAAAUCGCCCAGGUGGAGAGCGAGUUAGAGGCACAUGCAGACUCGGUUGCCCAGGGGCUGGGUGUCAAGACAUUCAUGUUCAAGAGCAUCUCUGGCAUAGACUAUCUGGUCGACGUCACCAACGUCAAGGCGCGGACAGUCCCGGAUGACUGGGUCAAGAUCUCAAGCACCAAAACCAACUCGCGUUUCCACACGCCCUUCAUUGUCAGGAAGCUGGCUGAGCGCGAGCGGUACCGCGAGCUUCUGGCCAGUGCCGCAAACAGCGCGUACAGCGACUUCCUUGGCGAGAUCACAUCCAACUACGAGCAGCUGCGUAGACUGGUACAUACCUUGGCCACCUUUGACGCAUUGCUGUCGCUUGCCACAUUGGCUUCGCGGGAUGGGUAUACAAAGCCCGAGAUCGUAGAUUCCAAUGAAGCCCAGAUUAGCCUGACAGGCGCCCGACACCCAGUGCUCAGCAGCGACUCCACAAAGCCGUACGUGCCAAACGAUAUUGCGCUGGGAGGUCCUGCGCGCGCAGUGAUUCUGACCGGGCCCAACAUGGGCGGCAAGAGCUCGCUGAUCCGCACCGUCGCGUUGGUCUGCGUCAUGGCGCAAUGCGGGUCGUACGUGCCUGCAGAGGCUGCUAAGCUCAGCAUCAUCGACGCCAUAUUCACGCGCAUGGGCGCGUCAGACGACCUGAUGGCUGGGGAGAGCACCUUCAUGGUGGAGAUGCGCGAGACCGCCGAGCUGAUGCGCCAGGCGACACCCAACUCUUUGGUGAUUUUGGAUGAGCUCGGUCGCGGUACCAGCACACAUGAUGGCGCGGCCAUUGCGGUUGCUGUGCUCGAUUACUUGGCUCGGCGGCGGCCACUGACCCUGUUUGUCACGCACUACGCUCACUUGGUCGACGAGUUUGCUGGUAGCGAGCAGAUCCGGUCAUUUCACAUGUCGUUCUUGGAGCGGACGGCUGACGACGGCAUCAGCCAGCUCACGUUCCUAUACAAGCUGGUUGAAGGCGGAUCCCACGACAGCUACGGGCUCAACGUCGCGCGCAUGGCUGGGCUGCCAUCAUCUCUGCUUCAAUGCGCCAAGGACAAGGCCGAGUGGAUGAAGCUUGACAUUGACAGCAAGCUGGCAGUGCAGACAGCACGCAGGCUGACUGAUGUUGUAGCGAAAGCCAGACAAAAUGUGUAAUGAUUUGAAUAUAUUGCACGCUAUCA
This is a messenger RNA of Linderina pennispora, 2916 nucleotides long. RefSeq lists its product as uncharacterized. The transcript is spliced from 8 exons. Gene Ontology annotation, biological process: mismatch repair; mitotic recombination. Gene Ontology annotation, molecular function: ATP-dependent DNA damage sensor activity; ATP binding; mismatched DNA binding. Bases 74 to 2890 code for a protein of 938 amino acids. Lineage: Eukaryota; Fungi; Kickxellomycota; Kickxellomycetes; Kickxellales; Kickxellaceae. The record is from RefSeq and is a predicted model, not a curated record. Gene Ontology annotation, cellular component: nucleus.